AUGGCGAUGGAUGAACAGCGGUGGGCGACCGCCACCACCACCUCCGUGACGGUGCUUGCCUUUCUGUGUGUUGUGCUGCGGAUCGUUUCUCGACUGGAACGUAAGCAGAAACUCUGGUGGGAUGACUGGAUGAUCAUCUUUUCCAUGGGGUGGAAUUUCGUCGUGGUCGGCUUCAUCUAUGCCAUGAUCCACGAAGGCAUGGGCAUCCACGCCGACCAAUUGCCGACUGGACAAGUCAUCCUGAUCGCCAAGUUCCUGGUCGUGGCCGAGAUCCUCUACGUCUUCAACCUGGUCUGGACCAAGCUCAGCAUUCUGCUGAUGUACUACCGCAUCUUCCGCUUUGCCUACUUCAAACGCUGGGCCUAUAUUAUCGGCACCUUUGUGAUCUGCUGGGUCAUCUGCAUCACCUUCCUGUUCAUCUUCAUCUGCGUCCCCGUGCAGAAGCUCUGGUACCCGAGUCUCCCCGGCCACUGCAUCUCCCAGGUCGGCACCUGGAUCGCUAAUGCCACCUCGACCAUCGCCACCGACCUGGUGAUCCUCUUCCUCCCACUACCUCAAGUCUGGAAGCUGCAGCUCCGCCUGUCUGAAAAGGUGGCCUUGACCAUCGCAUUUGGCCUAGGGUUCUUCGUGGUCUUCGCCUCGGCCUACCGCUUCAGCGUCCUCUUCUCCUACACCGCCGCCGACAGCUCCUACACCCUGGCCCCGACCGUCGGCUGGACCGCGAUCGAGAUGUCGGCCGGCAUCGUCUCCGCCUGCCUGCCGACCAUCCGGCCCGCGCUGCAACUCGCCGCCCGCACGAUGGGCAUCCAAGCCGUCAUGCCCGCCAUCUUCCGCAGCACCGGCCACUCCGCCAACCACCUCUCCUCCAAAUCCGAGGCCACCCAGCUGGGCAGUCGCUUCGCCGCGGGCGAUAUCCCACUUUCCACGGGUGGCGGCGGCGGCGGCGGCGGCGUCGAUGGGGGCACGUCCUCCUCCCGCCCCGUCGUCCGCCAUUCGUUCUACCAUCUCCCCGACGAGGGCGAGUUGUCCGAGAUCGACAGCGUUCCGUUGAAGAUGGAGGUGUCGCUGCGGCCGAAGCAUGAUCGGGGCCAGACGGUCACCAAGAUCCGCGGGCGGACGAGCGUGGCGUCCGGGGAGGACGAUCUCUUGCCGUUGCAUGGGAUCCGCGUGCAGAAGGACUUUAGGCAGGAUGGGUAGGUUGUUUUCGUUUGUUUUUCUUCAUUUUGUGUCAAGUGUUUCUAUAGCG
Messenger RNA from Aspergillus fijiensis CBS 313.89, 1246 nucleotides. RefSeq lists its product as uncharacterized. The record is from RefSeq and is a predicted model, not a curated record. Lineage: Eukaryota; Fungi; Ascomycota; Eurotiomycetes; Eurotiales; Aspergillaceae. Bases 1 to 1197 code for a protein of 398 amino acids. The transcript is spliced from 3 exons.